AUGGAAACAUCCGGGUACAAUCUAACACUGAAUGGUUUGGUCUCAGAUCAGAAGCCACUGGGCUGUUGGUCAGUUAAACAUGGGCAGAUUAUCACGUGUCCAGUUGUAUGCAACUUUGAGACUCAUGAAUAUAUAGCUGUUCAUGAUAACAAGGUUUUACGAAUAUGGAAGGAUAAAGAUGUUAACUUGGACAAAGUAUUUAAAGCAACACUUUCAGCUGAGGUGUACAGAGUACAUUCACUGCCCCAUGCGGAGCCAUUGGUGUUAUUCAGAGGAGGGGGUGUUCGAACUUUAGAUGUUCUUUUGGAAGCUCCACAACAAGAAAUUGAAGAUGUUAUCUCAGAUGAAGUUAUCAAGUGGAGUGAAGCAUUUCUGGAAGGUCAACAACCUGUCUUAAUUUUUGUCACAGAGAAAGAUGGAGAUUUUUUUGUCUACGUGCAGAAACUUAAGAUGAGGAGUCUACACAAAUAUAAGCUUGAACAACAGGAAUUAUCUAAUCCACUUUGUUUCACAGCAUAUAUAAAAAAGCAGAUUAUCACACUUCUGUGUUUAUACUCCAGUGACUCUAUAUAUAAAGUUCUGAUACCUCUACAGCAAAAUAGUGAAGAGGAAGAGCAAACUCUGUCUAAAUCACUACUACUAAACCUUUCAAUAUCUGGAAGUGUUCUAAAAGGAACUUCUUUUGUUGUUCUUGAUAAAGACCAUGUUGCAGUACUAGGAAGUCUAGCAGCAUCUGAUGAAGAAUCCAAAGAGUGCCUAACAAUAUGGAAUACAAAAUUUCAAACAUUACAAGCUUCAAAGGAACUACCCCUGGGAACCAGUGGACAAUUGUGGUGUUAUGGGGAAAAAUUUUUCUUCACUCAUGGAAAAGUGCUAACAGUAGUUAUAUACAAGUGUGAAACUUCAUCCUUGGCAGCUGCUGUGGGAAAGCUGAAGGACAGUCAAACCUCUGAUCUUUGUUCAUUUCUAAACUGGAAUACUCUCCAAGAUGAAGAGCUCCUGGUUUCCUGUCAGUCACAGCAGUCUGCAGCUCUAAAGUCUGAAUCCACAAUGACAUUAAGAUCAAAAAAGAGCACAGUUGAGAACAUACAGCCAGGUGCCUCCACAAUUGGGCAGCUCUUACUAAGUAUAAAAGAUGCUUCCACAGCUGCAGUUGAAGAUGAAUUGAGGCAAUUGUUGUCAAAAGUACAGAGACCAGAUUUUCAGGCCGCCAUUGGAAGUGUAAUAAGUGCUCUAAUAAACAGGUGUAAAACAGACCCAGCGUUCUACCCUCGAAACUUCCUGAUACAGAUGAUCCAGAAACGAGAGUUAUCUUACAGUUUGUGUCCAGACUUAAUGGCUGUUGCUUUAGAGAAAAAAGAUGUACAUCUCUUACAAAUCUGCUUACAACGGUUUCCAGAUAUUCCUGAAGAAAUUACUUACGCUUGCUUGAAAGUAUUUUUGAGCAUUAGUGAUGAGUAUCUGGAAAGAACAGACGUGGAUCUGGAAUCUGUAAUCUCUUACAUUGACAUUGAACCAAACAAUAAAGAAGUUAAGACUGAAGUUGUAGAAAAUGGUUUCAGUACUGAACUGGAGGAAGAUGGUUGUGAUGUUACAGGCAUGAAGGAAAUUCAUAUGAUGGACAGUGUUGAAUUCUGCCCUGUUGGACCUCAAAAGGCAGCAUUAUUAAAUGCUGUUCUUCAUUCAGCUUACAGUGAAACGUUUCUUUUGCCUCAUCUGAAAGGCCUUCCAGCUCAGCAAGCUGUUCUGUUUCUCAGGUAUUUACAUUACCUGUAUGUGAAAUGCAGUGAAAGAAUAAAUACAACUCUUCCCGGAGUUCUCUCUCCAACUGUAAGUCAGAUCAUGGAUUGGAUGUGUCUAUUACUUGAUGCUCACUUCACAGUUAUGGUGAUGCUACCAGAAGCAAAAAGAUUGCUUUCAAGCAUGCAUAAGUUUGUGAGAGCCCAAGUACGAUUCUACUCUGAACUUAACAAAAUCGAAGGAAGUUUGCAAGAACUGCAAAGAAUUAAAUGCCAGACAGACACUCAGGCAUAUUCUAUUGAAGUGCUGGAACUUAUUUGAAUAUGAAAUGAAUUGUUAACAAACUUGUUAUUGAUUCCUUUUAUGACAAGGACGUAUUAGCACUCCAUAUUGGGGAUGUGAAAAGUUGAGUUUUCUGCACAGGGAGAACGCGGUUACUCAGUAGCUACGUGGGGGGUUGUGUAUUAAAAGCUCUUUUUUGACUGGAUGACUUUCUUAUAUUUUCAUUGUAAUUUUGUUAUGCAGUCACAAGAAUAUCCUAAAAUUCUUUCUGAUUCUUGGCCAAGAAGUGAUAUUUGUAAAAAGGUUUCAAGAAAUGUUUCAUCAAAUUAAUUGUCACUUCUGUUCCACUUGCUUCUUUUUCACUUACAGGCAGUUGAAUUCUCAGAUUCUUCAGAGCUCUCUAAUCUUUGUCCGGUUAGGAACUAUAGAUACUCAUUUGAGUUUGUCUCUUUUGUUUUCUAAGAGCAUUUUUACCUACAUUCUUGUCCAUUUCUUCGAAGUACUUUUUCAGAGUGAACAUCUCAAGUUAACCUCAUUCAUACUGCUUGUUCUGUACAGCUUGAAUUCUAGCAUUCCAAAAUGUCAUAGCUUUCUGAAUGCAAGGUUUGCUGAAGGUAUUGCUGAUACAAGCAACUGUGCAUUGUACUUCUGAUGAGGCAAACACUUGAAACUGAUUUUUUUUACAAGCUACUUGUUGGACUAAAGGUCUGUCUAAAUGAAAGCUGAUCAGAGAUGUGUAAAGGAGAUAUGGCAGAUAAGCAUAAUGCUAGAUUUCUUAAGAUUUAAUAUAAAAUGAAUGUAAGAAGCAAAAGCCUCCAGAGAAAAAUGAGUACAUCAAUAACUGUUCAGAAUAACAGAUAAAAUCUUAAUGACCUUUUAAAAUAUUAAGUGAAUAUUUAUUAUAUUUUUCAUCAUAAUAAAUGAUAGUUGAUAAUUUGAAUUAUAUCAGCAAAAAUCGUAAGCCCCUGCUUCCUCACGCUGACUUUAGUCUGCAGCUGAGCUCUAGUCCUUACCUUACAUAGCAACAACUUGGUGUCUGGUAAAUGCACGUGUAACUGACUCUAAAACAGAAUACUUAAAUUCAACACCUUUUACGAAGUGAUUUGGAGGAAAAAGAAUGGGCAAAAGCAGCUCAGUAAUUUAAACAAGAGGAUUUGCUGAGUUGGUUGAGGCCAUGCCUUCCAGCUGUAAAUUCUUAGGUUCUUUCCUUUACCCUUGGAGAAAGGAACCCACCUAGUUACCAGCCUGGAACAACUAGGCUGUACAUUUUCUGUGUACCUUUUGGGAGAACCUAUUUCUCCUCAUCUGUCUGAAGAAUAGAUGCAGUAUAGAGUAUCAUACAUAAAAUUCCUCUUCCUUUGGUGUUCAA
Molecule: messenger RNA, 3391 nt
Organism: Meleagris gallopavo (turkey)
Lineage: Eukaryota; Metazoa; Chordata; Aves; Galliformes; Phasianidae
Source: RefSeq, a predicted model, not a curated record